AGGGACCACGGUGGAGGGACCACGGUGGAGGGACCACGGUGGAGAGGCCCCGCACCUGCCCGGGGGAAGUGACGCGACGGGACGGGACCGGCCGCAGCGCGUGCUUCCGGUGUAGGCUGCACCGCCGGGGAGAUGGCGGAGACACAGAGCGGAGAGAGAAAAAAGAGCAACAGGGAAAGCUACACAGUGGGCCAGGUGGCAGACAGUCUGUCCUGUAAGCAGACGGCUAAGGGCAAGGCAUCUCCGCUGAUGCUUCUCUUCUCCACGCCCUCAAUUUCCACGAGCCAGUCGUUCUUCACUCCUGUUCUGGAGCGUAAGGUCAGUGGUAAGAAAAGAAAGAUUCCAGAGGAUGAGCCUGCUGUUGGAAAAGAGGCCAAGCAACAAAAGUUGGGGAAGAAGACCGUCCGACGGAAGGUGCCCACAGAGGCUGAGCAGAUUUUGGCCCAACGGGAGAGAGCCUUGAGCGCAGCAGAUGAGGACGGCGAAGGGGUCGGCGGCACGAAGCAGAGGCGAAAGAAGCAGCCGACAGAAGAUGGAUCGUUGGCAGCACUGGAGACACGGAAGGUGAAACGUCGCAGGAAACGCCUGGUCAGCACCGAGUUGGAGAAGCUAAAGAGCGAGAGGACUCUGUUUGUGGGGAACCUGCCCUUUGAAUACAGUAAAGAGAUGAUCACAGCGCUGUUUAAGGAGUUUGGGCCGAUAGAAUCUGUGCGGUUCCGUUCAGUGGCACGUGAGGAACCCACCAUCUCCAGGAAAUUGGCCACCAUCCAGAGGAAGGUUCAUCCUCAACGAAAAAACAUGAAUGCCUACGUUGUGUUUCGGCAGAGUGAUGCUGCAGUCAAAGCACUAGCAAGGAAUGGAUGUGAAAUACAAACGGGAUUUAAUAUUCGAGUGGACCUGGCAAGCAACUGGAAUGAUCAUAACCACCGGCGAUCUAUCUUCCUGGGCAACUUGCCGUAUGAUAUCCAGGAAAAUGAUGUGCGUGAUCACUUCUAUGAAUGUGGAGAAGUGGAGUCGGUACGGAUAGUGAGAGACCGAGAAUCAGGAAUGGGGAAGGGAUUUGGAUAUGUGCUUUUUCAGAACACGGACUCCGUGACACUGGCCCUUGAGCUCAACAACUCGGAGCUCAAAGGACGCAAGGUGCGAAUCAACCGCUCGGUGAAGAAGGAGAGAGUCUCCCAGGACCCAGCAGCGGGGGAAGAAAAAAAGGGGAAGAGGAUGAAACCUGCAGCCAAGGAUUUCACAGGGCUGAUGGCAAAGCCAGUGGAGGGAAAAAAAAACAAGAAGAAAAAUCAAGGGAAGAAGAGCAACCGAGUCCAGAGGAAGACCAAGUCGAAAAAGAAGAAAUGAGAGGUUGCAGCACGUCCAAGCUCGGCCAAAAUCCAUCCUGAGUGGCAACUGCAGUAACACUGAUCAGCGUUCGGUCAGGCUAGAGCCAAACUGAAGAACAAGACCCACUCAUUCAACAAGCUGCUUCUCUUCUGCCAAAAGCAAGUGUUUAGACAUGGACAGCUGCCGUUUAACACUCAGUAAUUAAUGAGGGUUAUUAGAUGGGUCAUCAAAAAUUGACCAGCAGACCUUAGUUUCCUUGGGUGGUUUGAUUUUAUUACCUUGCAUCAAAGGUGUUGUCUGCUCGACUCAAUUCUUUGAGACAUUUUUAAAACACUGUACGUUAUCCUGCCGUUGUAUGCUCCAUUAAACCACAUCCCAGUUUAACCAUCAUCCCAUUUAAUCAACCAUAGUCCUCAUCUGGAGGUACGUUUGUCUAAGGGUAUGACUAAGAAUAUUCAACUGCAAAUGUUAAUGCAGUUCAAUUGAUAGCAAAUGGUCAGUGCAGCACUCUUAUGAAAUAAAAUAGAUAUAAAUGACAACA
Messenger RNA from Leucoraja erinaceus (little skate), 1873 nucleotides. It is a transcript of the gene rbm34, whose product is annotated as RNA binding motif protein 34. Bases 133 to 1350 code for a protein of 405 amino acids. The record is from RefSeq and is a predicted model, not a curated record. The transcript is spliced from 11 exons. NCBI's taxonomy places the organism in Eukaryota, Metazoa, Chordata, Chondrichthyes, Rajiformes, Rajidae. Gene Ontology annotation, molecular function: RNA binding.